This is a messenger RNA of Haliotis rufescens (red abalone), 4706 nucleotides long. Its product is annotated as leucine-rich repeat protein SHOC-2-like. The transcript has 4 exons. The record is from RefSeq and is a predicted model, not a curated record. NCBI's taxonomy places the organism in Eukaryota, Metazoa, Mollusca, Gastropoda, Lepetellida, Haliotidae. Bases 105 to 641 code for a protein of 178 amino acids. Gene Ontology annotation, molecular function: protein binding.
CGUGUUUUGUAAACACAUGCGCAUGCUGUGGGAUAUGAAAUCAUCGCCAAAGUUGUAGGUACCUGUGAACGACGGAGAAAGCAACUCGCUUUAAUGGUGGAGAUAUGGCGGGGCGAGGCGUUACAAAAGUUGUCAACAGGUGCGAACAGGCGAAAGAAAAUCGACGUCUGGACUUGUCAGAAUGCCAGCUGACUCAGAUCCCAGAUGCCGUUUACCUGCUGAUGAGGAACACUGAGCUGGAAACAUGUGACAUCUCUCUGAACCUUAUCAGACGAGUGCCUGCCAAAUUUGGCACCAAGUUCCCACAUCUCAUGGAGCUGCACAUCAAUGGUAACAAGCUGACAUCACUCCCGGACGAGCUGCGGGACAUGCACAACCUGAAGGUGCUGGACAUAUCCUGCAACAGCUUCGAGUCGCUUCCCUCCGUCAUAUUCACCUUCAACAAACUGCGCAAUCUCAAUGUGGAGGACAACAGCAUAACAGAUGUUGACUCGAGUCGGCUGCAGUCCAUGACGUCACUGGUGGAAGUAAACCUGCAGGAUAAUCCCCUGACCUUGACCUCGUAUCGCAGCCUGAUGGAGAUACGGCUCUAUACUGUCCUACUUACACCUCAAGACAAAGAGUUGGACUCCGUGGACUGACACUGAAGAUAUCUCAGACAUAUAUCACAUGAGUGGCCAGUCAACUGUCUGCACAAGCCAAUAUUUCUUCUUACUUGGAUCAUCAAUCAGCCUGCUCCAAUGAUUUUUAUUUUACAAUGAUUUAAUACAGAUUUCUUUUUUUAUCCAGGUAUGACCUGUUAAGAAUAAAUUGUAUCUUUUAUAAACAGUUCACAAGAUGGGGAAGAGAAAGGCUGGGAAAUAUGAAGGAAUAGUGUUUGUAUGCAUUUGCAUCAGAGAUGUCCAUUUUUUAAUACAAUAUUCAACCACGAAUUUGAAAAAUAAUAAAUUAUGAGAGGUGUAUCAGAAGGUUUCAAACUACAAUAACAACCUCUGAUGGAAACAUCUCCUUGGAAGCUCACGUUUAUAGAAAAUAUUUCUUUCUCAUUGUCAGUAGGCAUUUUUAAAUAACGGUAUGUGCAAUAAUAGGUUACAAACUGCAGAGUGGUUGCUUGAAUUAUUAAAAGUAAGUGUGGCAAUGCAUUUUGGGCAGAAAACAUGAUAGAAAACGACCAAGAGUGUAAUUUGUGAUUUAGAGACAACAGAGAGCUUGAAACAUUACGCUUUUCUGUAUCCUCCUGUGCCUUGCAUGUUCGGUUCCAAAUUCUAUUAAGUUUGGUUAAAUCUAAAGGUAACAUAGUGCUACAGUGUGCUUAUCUCAAAAAUGAAUUUGGUUCUUUUUUUUCCAACUUAAUUCAGGGUAUCCGACUGACUGUAAUAUAAGUUAUAACAAAAAUUAGGCUUUAGUUGCAAUUUUAUCAGACGUUGACCCUGGUAUGAACUCUUCCAAGUGUCUGUGAAGGCUGUCAACGUCCUUGUAUUUCCGGUAUUGUGCCCUUCACAGGUAUUAGUUGGAAGGUAGUUUAAUAUUUAUUUUACCUAUUUAUGUUUUUUACACAAACUUUCAUGAGUUUUCUUGAUGAUUAGUAACAGAUGGGAUUAAAGAACAAAUCAGGGUCGCAAUAAGUGAAAUGGCUCUGUCACGUUACAAAACAAAAGUAUUUUGUUUUUGCCCCCUCAGCAGUGCUGAGAAAACUGAAACAAUCCAGGAAUACUAUGGGUAAGCUGGAGGGCAGUGUUGUUGUGAAAGUCUGAUACAGAUGGCUACCUGUUUUUGAGAGUCACUGAUCACAGUUAAUGUCGGUUGUACAUGUUGAUUGCUGCACAAAUAAUUUGUUUCAGCUUUGUAAUUCUUUGAGUAAUGUACUAAAUGUUGAUAUAUUUAUUUAUCAGUGUUACCAAAAAGAUCUGUUAAUGUUUUAUGUUCCUUAGUUUACUGCCACAAGAACUGUAUCAGUUUUGUCAAGAAGAAGUGGUACAAACAUUACUGAUGGUGUGAAAUGUGUUUUGGAUGAUUGUUCAGUGGUUUGAUGAAGUACACCAAAACGCUUUUGAUAACACUUUUGUUGCCAUUUUUUAGGAACUGCUUAGUGCAUCAUAGAAACAGUAUGUUGAGUAAUAUCUUGUUGAAUCCCAAGUGCAGAGAGGGAAGUAUUCUUGCAUCCCAAUAAUACAGAUUUUCACAAAAAAUGUAAUCGCGUCAUACCAUAGGCCCCCACAGCAGUUUCUCAGAUGUCAGGUGAUGAUGUUGGAGAUUUUGUGAGUGCUUCUGGUGGAGCCAAUAUUGCACUAGAAAUGUUAGUGCCUGAAUACAAAUAUAACAUCAGUCUUAUGGAAUUGUUCAAUUAGAGUCUAUUUCAGUUUCAAAUACUGGGAGAUAUGUGUUGCUCGUUGGUCUAAGGCUCUGAAAGUUGUUGUACAGGGUUGCCUCCCUUACUUGCAAGGAUCAACAGGCCAUAUUCAUGACUGAAAUGCUUACAAAGCAGCGUUACUUCCAACUCUCUCACUCAUUCACAUUUGGUCCAUGUGCAAGUGAAAUAUGUAGACUUUUGAUGCAUUAAAUGCCAUUUGUUGUUUUUGUGUUGAAGAUAAAUGCAUGGUUGUUGUGGCCGCUCCUCAAGACUCCUGUGUUCUGCACUCUUGCACAGUGUGUGGACUUUCAGCACUUAUAACAGAUAUUCACUUUACAUCAUGACCAGUGUAACAGUAAGUCAGGAGUCCUAUCACUAUGUAUCUUGUAUGAUAUUAAGCCCAAAAACAAGGUAUUAUGUUUCUGGUGUUUUGGUUUGGCAGUAGUGUGAUGUCUACACUUCACUAGACAAGCCCAAAAGGCCUUAUAAUCUCUCCUCCAAUCCAUAACAUGCAUCAGGUGCAUUUUGUACUUUCAGUAACCUGCUCUUGGUACAAAAUCAGAAAAAAUAAAGCCCAAUGCAUGGGUUAUAUCUGAUGCGGACAAGGACCAGAGACAUAAUACCUUUUUCUGCCUUAUAUGCAUCAAGAUUUCACCAACAUUUGAUGUAGAUUCUUACUGCAUCUGCUUAACCCAUUUUUUCUGUUCAGAAGUUGAGCACUAUCAGCUGCACUAACUCCUGUGUGUUGGCCUUCAAAUGUGUUUAUUUUUUAUUCCUAUCAGAUCCAAAACUGUGUUCAUGUGGUAUACACAUGAUAGACUUGAUAUGUGUAAAUAUUAAUAAUAAAACUCUUAUCUGGAGUGUACUGAUUGUUACUGCGCAUUAUGCCAACCUCGAUUAUCCAGAGUAAUAUAUGUUCUUUCUAUUACAAUAAAUACCUUGGUCUGUCUUUGCCAGCAAAGCUUUGUUUUCAGCCCUGUUUGAAUGACAAAAUGAAAUUAAUAGCACUACAGUAAAUUACAUUGUUAUUUCAUGAUUAAAACAAGUACUGGAGGCAGCUUGUGAAAAGCUCAAAUACAGCUGGGAAUGCCUGACAGCAUAAUGACUUCCACCACACUAUCUUAAUAUUUAGGAACACAUCUUUUCCAGCUGAAGAUUUAAGUCUUUUGAUUUGAUUAAAUAUUUUAAGUCUUGUACAAGACAGCAGUUUUGAAUGUGGAUCUAGGCUGAACAUUUAGAAGAGUCAUUUUCAUUGGUUGUUGGUUUUAAAGGGACAGUUCUGUGUUUUUAAAUUAUGCAUGUAAUAAUUUCUUAGUGUGACGUCACAUGCGUGAUUGAAUUUUCAAAACAAAACAAUAGAGGUCCGCACAACAAAGCCGCCAAUGCCAGACUAGACUGGCUUCAGUCAUGUUUUUUAUUAGGGCAUUGAAGAGAAAGCUUCUGUUUUUCUUACGAAUGAGUUACAAAAUACUUAUUGCGUUUUCAUCUAUUUCAUUUUGGACGAGUCUACACAUUUAGAUAAACAUAACUUUCAUUGAGAAAAGAUCCUAAAACAUGAAAUACUAUUUCCAUUUGCAUAUCUAUACACUGGACAAUUGAAAAUGGAAUUGUUAAGGGGCAUUUGCGAUUAUAUUCAAUAUUUAUAACAUGAUACGGCGAGGCCAAUUAUUGUUCUUGUUUAUGGAUGUCCUCGACAAACAUGCAGGAGCGAAUAUUUAAUAAACAUUUUUUGUCAGGGUUGUUUUCUCAAUUAAUUUUUAUAAAAAGGAAAUCUGAAAAGAUAUUUAAAAUAUGUAUCUUUUUAAUUUAUGUUUUUACCUUUGCACACUUAAGGUGCAUCAGUAAAACAGGGCCCGGCCUGGAUGAAUAUUUUUGUAGUUUUGUAGAUUUAUCAUUUUUUUACAGUGAGUGCGAUGUAUUCAUAUGUAACUUGAUACAGCCCAGUUUGUUACCAUAGUUACUGUGUGUAGUUGUUAUACGAAAUAUAUUUACACUUUUUGUCUUAGAGAUACAGUAGUUUUACUGUUCACAUUAGAUAUUUGAAGUUGUGAAAUUUGUUCUUUUUCAUCUUUGUGCAUAUGUUUAUGCUUUAGACCACAGUAAGAAGGCCAUAAUUAUCAAAGUGGGUAGGUUAGUAAUUGUAGCCUAAGUUUGAGAAAGAUAAACUUCCCUUUACUGUCUUCAACAAGUUCAAGUAGCUGUCAAACCCAAUAGGGACAAUCUAUUUAUGGAAUUUGAGACAUUUUUCUCAAAUUUUGUUUUGUUUACCUCAAAAGACUGUUUAUCUUUCAUUUUGAGUUCUUGAGAUACUGGGGGCACGGGUGGCCCAGUCGUCUAAGGCGCCGCGACUCGCUGU